AUGCUAUUGAAGGUGUCUGUGUUAUUUGCGGUCUGGUCUGUCGUCCGUACCUGUGAUGACGUCAACACCGUGGCCUGUGGUCAGCUUGACCGACUUAUGAACGUCUGUACUGAUCCGUGUUUCUCAAAUCUGUGUCAACGGUACUGUGGAAAAUGUCCUUUGAAAUGUUACCAUUGUAUGUCGACAAAUAUAACUGACUGUACAGAUAUAAUGGAAUGUCCAAAUAUGGAACACGCAUGCGUAAAUGAAAAAUACCUGACAAACAAUUUUACAUUUGGUUAUAAACGUGGAUGUGUCCAUAAUCAGGUAUGCAACCAGUUGUAUGGGACAGCCUGCUAUUCAGUCGGAGAAUGCAGUGACCAGAGAGGGUACUGUUGUAAAUCUGAUCUGUGUAAUAGAAACACGCCGUCACGAAGAGCAAGUCGAGACGUGCACACUCAGAAAGGCAACGUUGAUCAAAAUAGGAUAACGAAAAGGAUCAAUUCAGUGUGCCAAGAUGUCGAUUCCCACUCAUGUGUUCUGAUGAAGAAUUCAACAAAUGUCUGCUCCUUAUCCUGUUUUAAACAAGCAUGUCCCUUGACUUGUGGAGUUUGCAUUGAAUGUUCCUCAUGCAACCAUAUUGACAGCCCAGAAUACUGCAACGUGACUAAAAUAUGUGAUCCUUACGAGAAAUGCUUCACACUUAAAACGAGAUCAACAGAAGGAACAUUUGCUUACAAUCUUGGCUGUCUUCAUCAAAUGGGAUGUACCAGAUUGCAAGAAUCCCUCCCCGCGCGUGUCUUUGGAAGAAGUGAUAUCAUUUUCAUGACAGUUCAAGGACAAUGCUGUUCAAGUAAUCUUUGCAACAAAGUCACGCCAGCCCGAUUUAUAAUGCAUAUAGCUUCAUGACAGAUUACUUUGACACAGGAUUAGUGAGCUUGAAAGAUUGGCCGAGAAUUAACUAAACAGGCCUACAUCGCAUUGCUGUUUGAAAGAAAUACUUAAAAUCAAAAAGUAUUUUGAAAAUCAUUCUGAGUACUCCCACGUGUACAAAAUAUAGUAGGAGCCUAUAGAUAAGUUAAUCAGAAAAAAGGAA
Molecule: messenger RNA, 1075 nt
Organism: Magallana angulata
Lineage: Eukaryota; Metazoa; Mollusca; Bivalvia; Ostreida; Ostreidae
Exons: 8
Coding region: 1-888 (295 amino acids)
Source: RefSeq, a predicted model, not a curated record